AUGAUCAUGAUGACCAUGCGGCCGUGCUCUGCGGGGCAUCACGUGGCACAACCAGGUGUUGAGAACAUUCUAAACACCAUGGCCUACUCUGCUGUCCAUGCACAAGUAGGUCGUAGUGCAAGAUACUCCAAGUCCGCGUUCAAGUUGAACCUAUCCCCCCCUCCAACCCCCCCCCCCCCCCCUUUCCUCCCCUCUCCCCCUCCACCUCUUUCUUCUGAAACCCUCCCGUUUCUACUCCUUGAGUCCAGCAUCUGGAAGGCCCAACACGAAGCAAUACAUCGUGCGUUUGUCAUCGGUGCCAUCAGAGCUCAGACUGCUAACUCCUUGCUCUUUCCUACCUGCUUUUCUCUCCCUCCUCCGCCCCACCUCUCUUCAACAGCCGAAAGGCCCAACACGAAGCAGUACAUCGUGCAUCUAUCCUCGGUGCCAUCCGUACUGUCGUACCGCGGGGGAGUCAACGGGCUGCGGGCCACAGCAACUGUAGACAAUGAGGAGGACGAGUGUGAGGACGAAGAAGACGUGGAUGACGUGGAUGAUGAGGAUUAUGGGGAGGAUGGCGAUGCUAAUGGUGAGGGCAGCUUUGAUGCAGAUAUUCAGUUUGCUGCUGCGGCUGCUGCAGAGGCAGCAAUGGAGUUGGCAGGAAUAGGAGGAGAAGGAGCAGCAGCAGGUGCGGAGGGGUCUGAAGGGGUAGCAGCGGUACGAGGUUGGGGGGGCGGAGGCGGAGGAAGAGGAGCAGCAGUGAAGGUCAGCGCACUGCCGUUUGCAAGAACUGGGCUGGAUGUGCUGGUGGAGAGGGUGGCCGGAGAUAAGGCACCAAGGGCAAGCGGAGCCACGUCAGCAGUGCUGACGGUGCAGAAUCUAAGUGCACGUGCCGCGCGCAUCAUGCGCGCAACGCCGUGGGGCCGACUCAUGCGACCCGACGUGCGGUUACCGCACGUCCAGGCCUUCACCCGCUUCCUGGAAGCUUCUCACCGCAGCCUACUGCAGUCGCUCAAAAUCCCUUCCUCAGCCAUUUUCCACAGUUACACGUAUCUGACGAACAGCUUUGCAGCGCAGCUCACCGUUGCAGAGGCAAGGCGGCUCAAGAGGCACCCUGCAGUCGCAGAGGUGGAGAGAGAUCAGAUAGUACGAGUAACAUCGGUGCACUCCCCUGAGUUUCUCAAGCUCGACUCGAGCCUGUGGCCGGCGAAUGGCGGGCAGAGCAACGCAGGGGAGGGAGUGAUCAUUGGGGUGAUCGACUCGGGGAUCUGGCCCGAACACCCUUCCUUCUCCAACCCUGACCCAAACGGCGCUCCUUACUCCACUGCGCCCGUGCGCUGGAGAGGCGUGUGCACCAAAACAAAGGACUUCACGGCGUGCAACGGCAAGGUGGUUGGGGCGAGGUUCUUCCUGAAAGGCAUGGAGCGGGAGUAUGGCAGGGUGGACAGCAGAUUGGAUUACCGGUCGCCACGGGACAUGGACCAGCACGGCACAUGGUGUGCGGGAGCGGCUGCUGGAAACGCAGGUGUGGACGUCACAAAAGGUGGCCGGACCUUCGGCACAGCCUCGGGCAUGGCUCCGCGAGCCAGGCUGGCAAUAUACAAGGGGCUGUGGAGCACCGAAGAUUACGAAGGGCUGGGGGUGAUGUCUGACCUUGUUGCUGCUGCGAACAAGGCGGUAGCUGAUGGUGUGGACAUCAUCUCGUGCUCAUGGGGGGGCAUGGCGCGGUAUUUCCAGGACAUGCCCUACUUGCAAGCACUUAAGGCUGGAGUGGUCACGGCCUUUGCAGCCGGCAACGACGGCCGACCCAACCCUUGGAGCAUGUGGGGCACAAUCUCUAAUGCCUCUCCCUUCUACCUCACAGUGGGAGCAAGGUACGGCUGGAGUGGGAGGGGAGGGAUAGUGAGUGAUUACAAGGGACGAGUACAUGCUGUGCUCACCCUGGGUGAUGGAAAAACCUUCACAAGGGCGAGUCUGCAGAUCGAGUGGGAUGGGACCAACACACUCUCAACCCCACACUUACUCUCCCUUCUCCCCAACAUUCCUGCUCCUCACCGCAGCACCAUGGGGAGGGAGUGCAAGGCUGUGCUCACCCUGGGCUGGGCGAUGGAACCACUUUCCUUUCCACCUCCCUUCUCACCCCACCGCCCACCACGGCUCCCCACUGCUCCCCACCGCAGCACCAUGGGGCGGGAGUACAAGGCUGUGCUCACCCUGGGCGAUGGAUCCACCUUCACAGGGCGCGGUCUUGGUGGCACAACUGCUACGGCGUCAGAUCUGCCCCUUGUGCUCGACACGACUAUUGUAUGA
Molecule: messenger RNA, 2289 nt
Organism: Closterium sp. Naga37s-1
Lineage: Eukaryota; Viridiplantae; Streptophyta; Zygnematophyceae; Desmidiales; Closteriaceae
Source: the annotation of a GenBank genome assembly